Molecule: messenger RNA, 2680 nt
Organism: Asparagus officinalis (garden asparagus)
Lineage: Eukaryota; Viridiplantae; Streptophyta; Magnoliopsida; Asparagales; Asparagaceae
Product: protein DYAD-like
Exons: 10
Coding region: 203-2413 (736 amino acids)
Biological process (GO): meiotic cell cycle; meiotic sister chromatid cohesion; reciprocal meiotic recombination
Source: RefSeq, a predicted model, not a curated record
CAUUUCCUUUUCAGAAACCUCUCCUCUUCUUCUAAAUUUAUCUCCGCUAAGCCACCCGAACCUAGAUUUUUGAGGAAAACUCCAUUUUUGGAGCAGAGAACUUCUGCUCGAUCCCCAUCAAGAUCGAUCUCUCCUUAAUUUCUGAGAGAUCUCCAAAGAAAAGCUGCUUGUUCAAGUUUAGAAACCCUAGAAACCAAUACAAAUGGCUUCUUUUGGUAUUAAUGAUGGCCCAAAUAAUGCGGUAAAAUUCUAUUACUCGAAAAGGAAGGAUUCUAAAGAACUGAGGAGGUCGGCUUUGAGCAGGCAACCGCUGUGCUCUGCCCCCGCACAACCUCCACCCUGCAGCAACGAUGAUGAAUUGGAGAUUGGCGCCUUCUACGAGAUUGAUCACCAAAAGCUUCCGCCAAAAUCUCCGAUUCAUCUAAAAGCUGUUCGCAUUGUUAAGGUAGGUGAGACGUCGAAGCUAGACGUCACCGUUGCCUUCCCGAGCACUUACUCGCUCCGAAACUACUUCUCGUUCAUCGCCGUUAACCCCGCCAGUGACCAGAUCCCGGAGCUCGACGAGAUGUUUGUGAUGAGCACAAACCACGCCGGAAAAAUCCUCCGGCGAAAAGUACCCGCUUCACAAAUGGAGGAAGACAAGCACCUCCAGAGCUUCUGGCUCGUUUCGCCCUUCGCGCUGCCUAAAAAUGCAGCCCCAAGAGUAGAAGAAGAAUCCAGCGAGCGCAAAAUAGCACCAAAAUCCUUUGGUGAGCUGCAGUCCGCUCUCAGAGAUUCAGGGAAUCUCGAAUGGGGCAUUCGUCGAAGGGUGAGGUACAUUGGACGGUACCAGAGCCAGGUCCAACCUCCAUCUCCCAAAAGGGAAGAUAGUGAUGAUAAGAACGAAACCAUGGAGGAGGUUAAAACCGUGAUGUUUACGAGGAAACGAGCACGGGAUCAAGCGAGAAAGAAGAACAAGAAGAAGAUCCAAACUGAAAAACCCAUCGAGAGAAAAGAUCCAAGGAAGAAGAGAAAGAAACCCAAGUACGAGAAUAGAGAAAAGACCAAGCGUGAAGCAAAAGUGAGCACUAGAACUAGACCAUCAAAGGAGAGGUGGUCCAAGGAGAGGUACGAGUCAGCAGAGCUGAAGCUUCUAGAUAUAAUGAGAGCAAAGGGAGCCCUGCUCGGCAACCCGAUAAUGCGGCAGGCGUUGAGGGACGAGGCGAGAAAGCACAUUGGGGACACUGGGUUGCUUGAUCAUUUGCUGAAGCAUAUGGCUGGAAAAGUGGUGAACGACAGGAGUGAGAGGUUCAGGAGAAGGCACAAUGCUGAUGGAGCUAUGGAGUAUUGGCUGGAGCCCGCGGAUCUCGACGAGGUUCGAAAGAAAGCUGGGGUCUUGGAUCCUUACUGGUUGCCCCCGCCAGGGUGGAAGCCUGGGGAUGCUUGCGGAUCUGGUGCUUGUAGUUGUGGUAGUGAAUGCCAGAAGGAGAUUAGCGAGUUGAGGGAGGAGAUUAGCGUGAUUAAGAGGGAUAUGGAUGAACUGAUCGCCGUGAAGCAGUUGGAAGAGGAGGGCAAGGAUGAGCAGCAGUCUAAGGCUGCUAGCUGCGACAUUUUGCAGGAGAACUACGACAAUUUGCUGGAAAAGAACAAAAAGCUAGAGGGUGAGCUGGCAGGGUUGAUUAGUACUCUGAAGGGAGUUAAGGAGGAAAUGCAGCUGCUGAGGCAGGAGAAGGCUAAGAAAGAGGAGGAGGAAGAGAAAAAGAAGGCAACAGAAGCACAGAUGAACUCUGCUGAAGAUGCUAAUGGAGGAAUUAGUAGUUGCGGUAACAAUGGCAGCGAAGGGAAGAAAAAGGGAGUAAUCAGAAGGAGUGGGUUCAGAAUAUGUAAGCCACAGGGAACCUUCCUCUGGCCCAACAUGGCCCCCGACAACAACAACAGCAGCAACGACAAGUUCAACACUGGCAGCCCCUCAGCAAUCCUUAGCCUGAUCAGCAACACCACAACCACCGAGCACUCUCGACGAGCGCUUCUGCCUGCCGACUGCCGGCGGUGUCAAGAUAGCCAUCUUCCUGGCUACAACGGAGUACCAGCGAGCAGCAGCAAUAGCAUGAUGUCGGGCGGUUGCUGCAGUACAGGGAUACCUACCCCUCCCUCGUGCUCCUCCUCAGCCACGUCGGCGCCCAGGCUGCUCGUCCUCCCAUCGCCCACCACCCCCAAGUCAUCCACUUCGUCAUCCCCAGCUCCUCCUCUCAGCCAGCAUGUGCCACGUGCACAGGCUGCGGGAGCUGUGGUGGUCCCAUCGCUAGCCACCUUUCAGGCCCAACAACAGGACAAAUUGCUGCACCAGGUUAACAAGAAGAGCGAGAGCGCGGCAGCAGCAGUUGCCACUGAUCUUGUCCUGGCCGCUCCUACCCCUUCUUAUAAUUACCUUUGAAUAAAAGAAUCGAAGUCCUUAAUCUUGUUUCAGUUGUGCCCCCGCGCGUAUGCAGUUAGUACUUGGGUAUAAAGCUAGAUAUAGGCGUCGUAAUAGCGGGCGCGCACUUGCGUUUUGUCAAGAUCUUUUGUUGAACUUGUUUUUUUAGCUCCCAGCUCAGAUAGUUACUGCAAGAAUAAAGUUUACUAUUGGGAAUGUUAACUGUUUGUUUGUAUAUAAUUAGCUUGGCGAUGCCAGCAACGUUUCCCUUACUAAUUUUCUGAUUCA